AUGACAAAGAGUAAACGGAGUAUGACUUUCGAAGGGGAGAUAUUUCAAAUUGAAGAGUUGGAAGGAGAUGGGUCGAAACAAAAUGAUCUGAAACAACAGACACUCAUUAAUCGUAGAACUGCUGAUAAAAUGAAAAAUACCAAGUCCUUAGUAAUUCGAAAAACCGAAAUUAUGGCAAAGCAAUAUGAUACCUGGUACUUGCAAGGAAUAUUUCUCAUUUCCGCAUUUAUUUGUUCUUAUGGAUUUGCACUCGAUAGCAGUAUUAGAGAUAUCUAUAUGACGUACGCUGCGAAUUCUUACAAUACACAUUCGCUUUUAUCCACUAUUAGCAUUGUAAACAUGAUGAUAUCUGCUGUUGGUCAAGUAUUUUUUGCUGGUCUAUCGGAUGUGUUUGGAAGACUGAGCUUGUUUAUUGUAGCUAUUGUGUUUUACGUUGUCGGGACUGUCAUUCAAUCGCAAGCAUAUGAUAUCCAGAAAUAUUGCGCAGGCUCAGUCUUUUAUAACGUUGGACUUGUUGGCGCAAUGCUACAGGUCACCCUUUUCUUGUCAGAUAAUUCUUCUUUGAAAUGGAGGGUUUUGUACAAUUUUGUUCCAGCAUGGCCAGCGGUUAUCAACAUGUGGGUUUCAGGAAAUAUCGUGAAAGCAGCAGAUCCAUUAAAAAACUGGUCCUGGAGUAUAGCUAUGUGGGCAUUUAUAUUUCCUUUGAGUUGCAUUCCAUUGGUCGUAUGUAUUCUCCAUAUGAGGUGGCUAGCCAAAAAAUCUGAAGAGUGGAAGGAGCUGCAGCAAGAAAAAACAUUUUAUCAAACUCAUGGUAUGACAAAAACAAUUGUUCAACUUUUCUGGAGACUUGACGUAGUGGGAUUAAUUCUUUUAACUAUAUCAGUCGGUUGUAUUCUAGUUCCGUUAACUAUUGCUGGUGGGGUAAAGAGCGAAUGGAAUACAGGGAAAAUCAUAAGCCCCCUUGUUAUUGGUGUUAUUAUGGUGCCAAUAACAGUUUAUUGGGAAAGUAGGUGGGCAACUGCACCAUUUGCUCCUUUCAAGUUGGUCAAAGACCGGGGGAUAUGGGCUCCUAUCUGCAUGUAUUUUUUGGUUUGUUUCGUUUAUCAAAUGGCAGCUGGCUAUCUUUACACAAUUCUAUUGGUUGGAAUGAAUCAAACAGAUCUUUCUGCCACUCGUAUCAUGAAUAUAUACAGCUUUGUUUCUGCAAUAUAUUCCCCCUUUUUUGGGUUCAUAGUUGCGAAAACUAGAAAGCUAAAGUUCCACAUGCUAAUUGGGAGCAGCCUUUAUUUUGUUGUGAUGGGCCUUUUUUAUCGUUACAGAGGCGGGGAAAGUUCUACUGCUGGAGUUAUAGGAGCUAUGGUUAUCUGGGGGUUUGCUAGCUGUAUGUAUGACUAUCCUGUCACAGUUUCAGCCCAAUCUGUAACGACACAUGAAAACAUGGCAACUGUUACUGCUCUCAUGUCUACUACUUUUAGCAUUGGUGGCGCUGUAGCAUCUGCAGUUUCCGGAGCUAUCUGGACCAACCUAUUAUAUCCAAAACUUCUCAAAAAUCUAGGUAACCCAGAUUUAGCUGAGAUGGCCUAUAAUUCCCCACUGGAUUUUAUCGUUGAUUAUCCAUGGGGAACACCAAUAAGGAAAGCCAUGGUUGAGGCGUAUAAGUACGUACAAAAAUAUGAAGUCCUCAUUGGCUUAGUAUUCUGUGUUCCGAUGAUGAUUCUCACUUUCUGUGCUAGAGAUCCAGAGUUAACCGAUGGAUAUGGUCAGAAAUUGGAAGAUGGCGAAUACGUUCAAAAAGAACAGGAAGACCCAAUUUCUGACUGGCUCAAAAAUUGCUUCAAAAGCUUAAAGAGAAGACACUAG
This is a messenger RNA of Kluyveromyces marxianus DMKU3-1042, 1860 nucleotides long. RefSeq names its product glutathione exchanger (gene GEX1). The transcript has a single exon. Gene Ontology annotation, cellular component: endosome; vacuolar membrane. Bases 1 to 1860 code for a protein of 619 amino acids. Lineage: Eukaryota; Fungi; Ascomycota; Saccharomycetes; Saccharomycetales; Saccharomycetaceae. Gene Ontology annotation, biological process: intracellular iron ion homeostasis; transmembrane transport. Gene Ontology annotation, molecular function: siderophore-iron transmembrane transporter activity. The record is from RefSeq and is a predicted model, not a curated record.